CAACGAGCAGCAACACACUCGUCUUCAAACACACCGUAGUCUACCUCAGGUAUCCAGAACUUACCCACCCAUUCUUCGCAAGCAGCCAUGGCCGACCAGCACGAUGACCUCCGCGCCGAGCAGACAGAGGGCUUCCGGGUUGGCGAGAAGAAGACGCUCGACGAGUACCAGAACUUGGACAAGGAGGACGAGGCGCUGAACAAGUGGAAAGCUUCCCUUGGCCUUGGCCAGGGCAAGGACAUCUCCGACCCCAACGACCCCCGCAAAUGCAUCAUCUACUCGCUCGGACUCGAAGUCGAGGGCCGACCCGACAUCAUCAUCGACCUCAAGUCCCCUGGCGCUCUUGAGGCUCUCGAGAAGAAGCCCUUUGUGAUCAAGGAGGGAGCUACGUUCCGCAUGAAGGCGCAGUUCAAGGUGCAGCACGAGAUUCUGGCUGGCCUAAAGUACCUCCAGAAGGUUACACGCAUGGGUGUCAGCAACAAGAUGCAGGAGAUGAUGGGCUCGUAUGGACCCAGCACAGAAGAGAAGCCGUUCUACGAGAAGAAGUUCGAACCCGAGACGGCUCCUUCCGGCAUGCUUGGCCGCGGCCACUACACGGCCGUGUCCAAGUUCGUUGACGACGACAACCAGACUCAUCUGCAGUUUGUGUGGUCCUUCGACAUCAAGAAGGACUGGUGAGGGCUCGGCGCGGGCGAUAUCUGAUUCGAAGUGGCUGGCCAC
Molecule: messenger RNA, 720 nt
Organism: Boeremia exigua
Lineage: Eukaryota; Fungi; Ascomycota; Dothideomycetes; Pleosporales; Didymellaceae
Product: immunoglobulin E-set
Exons: 4
Coding region: 88-678 (196 amino acids)
Biological process (GO): Rho protein signal transduction
Cellular component (GO): cytoplasm; cytosol; membrane
Molecular function (GO): Rho GDP-dissociation inhibitor activity; protein binding
Source: RefSeq, a predicted model, not a curated record